Ichthyophthirius multifiliis is the source of this 711-nucleotide messenger RNA. RefSeq lists its product as hypothetical. The transcript is spliced from 2 exons. The record is from RefSeq and is a predicted model, not a curated record. NCBI's taxonomy places the organism in Eukaryota, Ciliophora, Oligohymenophorea, Hymenostomatida.
AUGCAGUUAAAAUUUUAAUAUGAAUAAAAAUUCCAUGUAGUCGAAACUCAAUUCAAAGAAACUUCCAGUUAAAAGCAAAAAGAAAAUGAAUAAAAAGUUAAAACUGCAAAAGAUUAAGCAGAUAAAUAAGCUAAAAAUGUAGAUGCAGUCAAAUAAAAAGCUAAAACAUAAGUAGAUAAUGCUAAAAAAUUAAAAGAAUAAGCACAAGCAGCUAAAUAAUAAGCUUAAUAAGCAAAAACUGAAAUAACAAAUAAGCUAAAAUCCUUAAGAGAUAGAAAAGAUAAAUCAGCUGAAAGAAUUAAAAAAUCUGCAAAUGAAUUAGCAAAAGCAACUCAAGAAAAAAAAUUAGCAGACGAAGAAGCUGCAAAUUUAGCAGCUGAAUAAGCUACAGCCGAUGCUUAAUAAAAAAAAACUAAUGAAUAAGAUAUUGCUGCCGCAAAUAUUGAAAAAUAAGCUAUCGAUGCAGCUAAAAUAAAUGAUACAAUUUAAAAAGAAGCUUUAGACGCUCAAACUGCAGCUAAAAUAGCUGCUGAUGCUGCUACUGCCGCAGCUUAAUAGGCAUAAAAUGCUGUUUAAGAUUUAGCAAAUUAAAUAAAAUCUACAAAUGAUUAAUUAACUUAAGUUUAAUAAGAUUCUACUUAGACAACUGCAAAUUUAGAUUAAAUUGACAAAUAAAUUUAAUCUUUAUCAACUGAUAUUAUUAAUGUUUGA